This is a messenger RNA of Necator americanus (New World hookworm), 1308 nucleotides long. RefSeq lists its product as uncharacterized. NCBI's taxonomy places the organism in Eukaryota, Metazoa, Nematoda, Chromadorea, Rhabditida, Ancylostomatidae. The record is from RefSeq and is a predicted model, not a curated record. The transcript has 12 exons. Bases 1 to 1308 code for a protein of 435 amino acids.
AUGUUCAUGUUUAUUAUUGUACUGAUUAGUUUUGAUUGCUACGACUUUCAGAGGACGUCAUAUUCUCCACUGGGCGGACGUGAACGUAUUGGAUGGACGAAAUUCUGGAGCUCAUACUCUGAACUGAUGCCAAGAGCUGCUUACUUUCUUAUCAUCUCUUUAAUAAUCUUCUCCAGCUUCAACUAUAUUCAGAUCACCAUAAAGAUCUCCAGGAGAGGAGGACUAAUCAACAGUAACAGGAUCUCAGCUAUCGUUCACAACGAUAUGUAUUGUGUUGUGUACAAUCUUACUAGGGCUCAAAAAGGGUUUCGUGAAGACUACCUUGAACCUAUUACUUUAGCCACUCAUUCCACUUCUACGUAUAUGCAGUUAUUGAAUCAACAGAUGCGGUCUUGGGACGGUCCCAUUUCGUUAGCAUUGUUCAUUGAUCGAGGGUCAGCCUCCGUAAUUCAGCAUUUGAUGGAUCUUCAUAGAUGUGAUCGGAAGUAUACGGAAAAACUCUCUCUCCAUGUUGUCUACAAACUCUCUGCCUUCCAAGAUCGUUGUCACCCUCUACCAGCCAUUACGCAAACGUUGCCGUGCCAGAAUCUCACAAAGAAACACCGGAAACGGUUCCUGGAAGGUCUUGUGCCUCCGUUCGGCAUUUAUCCAAUAAAUGUGAUGCGAAAUGUGGCAAGGCGAGGUGCGCCCUCGUCGAUACAUAUCAUCAGCGACAUUGAGAUGGUGUUCAGCUCGAAAUUUGCCAAACGUGCAAAGAAAUUAGCUAAUGAACAUAUUCGCGAAGGAGGAAGGAAGCUGAUAGUGAUCAGACGAUUUGAAGUCGAAGAGAAUGUGAACAUACCGACGAAUCAUACCAGCCUCAAGAACCUUAUUGAUGCUAGAAAGGCAUUCGAGUUCCACCACCAAUUGUUCCCCACUGGUCAUACAAUCGAAGCGCUUUGGGAAUGGUUCAGGCGAUCUAAGGCGAAACCAGAACCGUACAUAUGGGAAAUUCCGUACAAGAAUCCCUCAUGGGAACCUCAAUUCAUCAUGCACGCAACGGAUCCAUUCAGCGAAGAAAAUAUGCCUACGCGUGUCAGAGAUCAACAAGCAUUGGCAUAUGAACUUUGCCGAGCUAACUAUACGUUCCUGCUGGCAUCACAACUCUUCAAUGUUCACCGGGGCGUCAAACGAGAAAGCACAAUUAUGGAUUCUGCUAUUGUUAAACAUCAGUCACGUUUAAGGUAUAGUGCUUUCAAGAACUUCAUUAAACGAAUUGAUUCGACUUAUCCGAAUACGCUCAAGCGAUGCAAGAAAUUCGUCAUGUAG